CCUUAAUGUAUUCACUUGUCAUUAUAGAGUGAAAAUUCUUCUCGUGGCAAUUGUGUUUGCAGCUUAUGCAGCCUUACACCCCACAAUUGACAUUUUACUUACAUGUUUCUCACUCUUCGAUGAUCUCAACUUGACAACUUCCAAAUAUAUUAGAUUGUUAGAUUCGUUAUUGUCAAAUAAGUUCGUAUUCAAAUCAAAUCGAUUAGAUUGUUAGGAUUGUUUGUCCAUGUGGAGAGCUAACUAGCUCAUUGCUUGUUUCAUUCUUGGGUUCAUGAUUUUUGUUUGUCGGUUGAUGAUGUUGUUGUGGUUGUGGAUUGGCAUUUAAGAAGAGAUCUGCUUAUCUCCAACAUCCAACUAGCUAUUGUCAUUGUUAUUCAUUUACUUCCACACCGUUGUCUUUUGCUUUAAUUUCAGACAUAAAUAAUUUGGCACCUAAAUUUACAAAGGGAAGGGGACUGUUGUCAUUAACUUUGUAUCAUUCGUUCGCUUGCUUUCCGUUGGCUUUAUAGCUUUAGGUAAGUUUGUAAACGACAGAAAACAAAACACAACAGUUCUAUUUUAUGUUUAGGUCUGGUGAGAAUGUGGUAUCUAUCAGACUGAAUUUUGGUGAGUGUAUUAUAGUGAAAUAUGUUAGCAAACAUUGUUACGAUUCACGGUCGAAUCUCUUCUAAUAAUUCGAGUCAUUAAAAUUAAUUGGUUAUUGACAAGUAUCCAUAAGGAUUGAAGUAACCUCCAUAUGCACCAAGAUGCCAUCACUUGAUCUCCCUUCAACCGUAUGUAUUCUUAACAUUAUUGCUACACUAAUCUGAAUUGAAUCGCAACUUUCAUCAUUCUAUAUAGUUACUUCAUAUUAUAUUUAAUUAAUUGAAAUUUAUUGCUCACAUGUAUAAUUUUAACCAAAAUUUAUAAAGUGAAAGCUACCAACUCACGAACUUUACAAGGAAAUGAUUGGUUUGAAGGACAAAGGGAAAAGAAAAGAAAUAUGUGGGUUAUACACAUAUUCAUUAGAUGGGGAAUUUCUUAGCUCAUAUAUUUUUAGCAUACAGUUAGAUUCCAAUGAUGGUGACCAGAGGCAGAGCCCCCCUUAGCUCUCCAAUGAUUUGUGCAGCAAUUUUUACUAUCACUAAAAUCAUCUUUAAGCUUGGCAUAUGACGAUUACCACAUUGGGAAAUUCCCUUGAUUUUUAAGAUUGGCCAAACUUGUGAUUUUGGGAGACAAUUUUCCAUUUAGGCUGAAACCCAUAAGAUACAAUCUAUUGCAAGGCUUGUUUUACACCCCCCACAUUGGGAAAUUCCCUUGAUAUUUGCUCAUAUCAAUCUUCCCUCUAUAUGGUUCCUUUUUCCUCUAGAGGAUCUCCAUACAUAAGUUGAUAUGGCCUAGUCCAUGAAUCAAUAAUAUUUAAGGUCAUGUUGUAGUUUGUAAAUAACCUUCCCUUAAAUUUUGGUUAGUUACAAAUUUAUUACUUAUUAGAACUUAAUCUCGACUGUAUAAAUAUGAAGUAGUUGAGUUCUACCGCUAGGAUUUUUCUUGUUAGCUUCUUAAAACCUAAUAGGGUCUAAUAGGGUCCGGAUAAAGUGUUGUUAUACUAACAACAAGGGCAUAAUAGUAAAAUGAUGAUAAAAAUAAUAAAACAAACAAUUAAAAGAUUUAUCAUCAUCCUCUCUCCCGUUCCAAUCCCCAUCGCAGGCAUCUCAGUUCCUCCUCUCCCCCCAAAUGCCCGCGGCGGAGGCGGAGGAGACGUCACUCUCAUCAGAGGCAGCGGGAGCGCCUCCACCGCCGCCGCUCCGUCGCCGUUCAGAAAGGAUUCCACGGAUCUGGUGCGGAGGAUCACACUGAUCGCGUACUUCCUCGAGGAGAUUGCGAAUUUUGACGACGGAUCUGGUGUCGGCAGGAACUUUGACACCGCCACCAUGUAUCUCGCUCUACGCAGGCUAGCUUUCCUGCCGGCGGCAAUUAAUUCCUAUCGCGCGCACCACCGGCCCGACAACCCACCACCAACCCUUUCCCCCACCCUCAGCGUUCUCACGCAAUUCAGGGGAAGCAGCCACAGCGUCGGCGGAAUUAGGGUUCGUCAUCCACUCAAUUCCAGCUUCGGUCUCCAUCUGUGUCUCGACGAAUCAAUCCCAUUCGAUCCAAAUUACUCCAAGCAGAAUCGCUGCCGGAACACAUUGAAAAGAAUAACGUACCUCCAUCAUGUGGCCUCCCCUGAUUGCGUGGCUGCCCACCAUGAUAGGAAGGAAGGUCGAUGAAGUUGUGUCUUGCUUCUUCAUGAUCCCUCUGGCGGUGAUGGAGAUGAUGUUAUUGCCGGCGAUUUUGAUGAGGCAGAUGUUGGUGUCCUCUGCUUCAUUACCAUCUUUUCUUUCAUGCUUUAAUUUCCAAAUUGGGGAUGAAGGUCACACGAAGCUUUACACUGUAAUAGCGGCCUAGAAACUCUAUCUUUGUUUACUUCUCGAGAUUAAAUUGUACUCAUUGACAGCUGAAGGAGCUUGGUCUUUCAAUGGCUAAAAUAGAUAACUCAAGAAGCCAUGGCACGUUGACAGAGAGUGCCCCGGAUAAUAUGGCAGUGAUAACUUUGCCUAAUUGCAAUUAUUAGUAACGUGGGGAUUAACUGAGGGUGGGGAUUAAGAAACUAUUCAUGUAUUUUAGUGUUUUUCGUGCCAAUUAUUGUGUUUAUGCUGUGUAUUUGGGAUUUAUCGGUAUAUAGAAUACAAGUAUCGAAUAAUCAUAUCAGAAACCUUCUGAUGUAGACCACAAACACGGUAAAACAAUCCACAAAAAGCGUACCACAAACCUCCCAAUCCAUACUACAAAUCCCCUAAAACAAACCAAAAACCCCACAAAAUAUACCAUAAAUAUUCCGAAACCACACCAGAAACCUCAUAAUACAAACUACAAACACGAUAAAGCAAACCACAAACCUCCUAAUGCAGACCACAAAUAUAUUAAAACAAACCAGAAACCCCACAAAUCAAACCAUAAAAUUUUCGAAAGCACACCAUAAACUUCUUAAUGCAAACCAGAAACACAAUAAAGCAAACCAGAAACCUACGAAUGCAUACCACAAACCUCCUAAAACAAACCACAAACCUCACAAAGCAAACCACAAUAUUUGCGAAGCACACCAGAAACCUCCUAAUGCAAACCACAAACACAGUAAAUCAAACCACAAAAAACAAACCAUAAACGUCCUAAUGCAAACCACAAAUAUAUUAAAACAAACCAGAAACCUCACAAUGCAAACCACAAAGUUUUUGAAAGCAAACCAGAAACUUCUCAAUGCAAACCACAAACACGAUAAAGCAAACCAUAAACUUCUCAAUGCAAACCACAAACACGAUAAAGCAAACCACAAAAGGCAUACGAAAAUAUGAGAAACCAAACCAUAAAUCUCACAAUGUAGACCAUACAUCCGGUGGUCGUUGACCGUUGACCGAAAUCCGGUGACCGUCAGUCAGCAGAUUCCGGCCCCGAUGACUAGAUUCCGACGCCGGUAAGCAUAUUCCGACCGCUGUGAGCAUAUUCCGGCGACGAUGGCAUAUUCCGAUGACAAAAUAGCAUAUUCCGGUGACCGUCGACCAGUUUCCGGCGACCGAUAGCAGAAUUCCGACGACCAAAUUUUUUGGCAUAAAAUAAAAAAAUAUUUUUUUUAUUUUUUUUAUUAUUUAAACAUAUUUUUCAUAAUGACAAUUAUACCCCUGUUUUGAUUUUACACUAGGUCAACUCAACUAAUAAAAAGUCAUCACAUCCUUAGCUUCCUAUUGGUUGGAGGCUAGUGUUGUUACAAUAACAACACAAGGAGUGUUGUUAUAGUAUCUAGUCCCAACCUAAUAAUAUUGACUUUGAGAGUGCUCCUCUCUGAGGACUAAUCUUAUCGAUUCUCGCUAAAGAGACCUCGUAAAUCUUGUGUGUUGUGUUUGUGCUUUGUUCGACAGCUCAACUAGUAGGGUAUAUGGGUUGACAGGGUUGACAAAGUGUAUUCUAGUGUUCGAUUCGCACAACCUAUAAUUGUGAGAUAAAUUCAUUAAUUGUUACUGAUAAUGUUAUAAAUCUGAACCACCUAUACGGCUAUACGCACCGAAUUGUCAAUCUUAAGAUAACACAUUGUGAGAUGGAUUGUUUAGUCACAACAUUCAAUAACCAGGAAUGAAUAUCAUAGUAAAUAAUGGCCAAUGCU
Molecule: messenger RNA, 4174 nt
Organism: Linum trigynum
Lineage: Eukaryota; Viridiplantae; Streptophyta; Magnoliopsida; Malpighiales; Linaceae
Source: the annotation of a GenBank genome assembly